Molecule: messenger RNA, 327 nt
Organism: Pyricularia oryzae 70-15
Lineage: Eukaryota; Fungi; Ascomycota; Sordariomycetes; Magnaporthales; Pyriculariaceae
Exons: 1
Coding region: 1-327 (108 amino acids)
Source: RefSeq, a predicted model, not a curated record
AUGCAGUUCUCAACCAUCAUCACCGUGUGCCUCUUCACCGGGCUCGCCUCCGCCAGCUUCGUACAAUGCAAUCAUCAUCUCCUGUACAAUGGCAGACACUGGGGCACGAUAAGGAAGAAGGCGGGUUGGGCCGUUAGAUUUUACGAAGAAAAACCAGGGCAGCCAAAGAGGCUGGUCGCGAUUUGCAAAAACGCGUCACCCGUACACUGCAACUAUCUGAAAUGCACCAAUUUGGCAGCAGGCUUCUCGGCAGGGACGUCCACUGAUGUUCUCUCCUCCGGCACCGUUGGCUCGAUUGGGAAUGACCCUCAGGCUCAGCGCCAAUAG